AUGGUAGUUAAGGCGCGCGACUCGCGCGACAGAUUGCAAGAGAGUGCCGAAUGCGGUGGGCGGGUGUUAGUGAUACUGCUGCAUUCUCGCCGCGGUGCGAUGGAAGGCGCCGAAGAGAGGCUCCUGCGGGCGCUGAACGAUUUGGGGGAGAUUAAAGACUCCGGCGAAUGGGCCGCGAGUGCCGGCGUGGAUCACGGCGCGCUCGUCGGAACCAUUAAGAGCCUUCUCGCGUACGAGAUGAUCGUCGCUGAGGAGAUCGAGCACCAAUCAUGGACGCUUACAGACGAAGCGAAGGGGUAUCUCGACACGGGCUCGCCCGAAGCGCAGGUGUUCAACGCCGUGCCAGAUGGCGGCAUCCCAUUGGACGCGCUCAAGAAAUCCCUCGGCGCGGUCGCGGAUAUCGGGAUGAAGCAGGCGAUGGCGAAUAAGUGGCUCGCUAUAAGCAAGGGCGAAGGAGGUCCCACGGUUCAGCGGAAGGUGGCUUCUAUCGAGGAUAAAGUGCAGCGGCUGCUGACGAGCCUGAGCAAAGGAGAGACUCUCCCCGCGGCCGAUACAGACUAUCUACACAAGAAGCGCAAGCUCAUCUCUCCCAGCGUGUGGCGCACUUACUCCUUGGGCAAGGGAGCCAAGUUCGCCCUGGAAAAGAAGAAGGCGGCCACGGACCUCACCAGAGACAUGAUCCAGAGCACGUACGUGCUGGGCAAGGGGGGCAAGUUCGCUCUAGAGAAGAAGGCGGCUGCCACGGACCUCACCAGAGAGAUGAUCCAGAGGUGCGUGAAGUGGUGCUGUGCGGUGCAGAGUGGUGACGGAACAUUACAGAGUGGUGCAGAGCGGUACAGGGAACAUCACAGAGCGGUGCAGAGCGGUGUUUCUCUGUUGAGUUGA
Closterium sp. Yama58-4 is the source of this 885-nucleotide messenger RNA. Lineage: Eukaryota; Viridiplantae; Streptophyta; Zygnematophyceae; Desmidiales; Closteriaceae. The record is from the annotation of a GenBank genome assembly.